Messenger RNA from Elaeis guineensis (African oil palm), 2331 nucleotides. Its product is annotated as asparagine--tRNA ligase, cytoplasmic 2-like. The record is from RefSeq and is a predicted model, not a curated record. Gene Ontology annotation, molecular function: ATP binding; asparagine-tRNA ligase activity. Lineage: Eukaryota; Viridiplantae; Streptophyta; Magnoliopsida; Arecales; Arecaceae. Gene Ontology annotation, cellular component: mitochondrion. Gene Ontology annotation, biological process: asparaginyl-tRNA aminoacylation.
UCUAGGACUAAAUUUAAAAUUUUCAUUCCCCCGAACCUCGAGCAGGGAAGAAAUCUCGAACCCGAGUCUCGGAACCUCUGCUUCCUUUCCCUCCACCCUUCUUCAAUCCCUUACCUUUCGGCGACGACGGCAGCAAACAGAAUCAUCUCUCUUCCCCGCCAAAGUUUCCCAAACCGAAGCCAUGUCUCCAAACCUUCUCUCCUUCGCCUCCAAAUCUCCUCACAUGAAACCCACCACUCCAUCUUUUCCUCUCCUUCUACUUAUAUACUCUGCAACUCCACCUCAUAUUCCAUUGUCUUCUCUCGGAAAGAAACAAGAUGGCUUCCGAAGAAGGCGCAGUUCUCGAUGCGCAGCAACAGCGGCAAUCCGUCGAAUGGUUCAAGUACUCAAAGAGGGUGGUUUUGAGGUCGAUCUUGUGUCGCGAAGACAAGGGGCUGGGACUGGUCGGAGAGAGAGUUGUGGUGGGGGGAUGGGUCAAAUCGCGGAAAGAAAAGGCAGAGAAGUGUCCGGCGGAGGCGCAGGACGAAACGUGGUGCGAAGCCCUCUUUUCUCGAAUGCCUCUCCUCAGAUCGAUCGCGAGGAUUUUGGUGGGAAACGAUGGAGCUUUUGUUCCGAGACCUGCUGCAGGGCCGGCUAAAAGCGAGCUGGUUGUCGCUUACUUGCGCAUCAAUGAUGGGUCUUGUGUUGCUAACCUUCAGAUAGUAGUGGACUCCUCCAUGUCUCUUCUUGGCCAAGUUAUGUCUAUUGGAACUUCUAUCCUGGCGAAAGGUGUGGUAGAGAAGAUACCAUCUCCAGGCAAAUAUGUUGUACAGCUUAAAGUAGAGAAGAUUCUACAUGUUGGGAUUGUUGAUAUCAAGAAAUACCCAUUAGCAAAGACAAGGCUAACUUUGGAAUUUAUCAGAGCUUAUCCCCACCUUCGUCCUCGUAGAACAAUGGUUGCAUCUGUCAACCGUAUCCGUAAUGUCCUAUCUUAUGCUACUCAUAUGUUCUUCCAGAACAACGGUUUCUUAUAUGUUCACAUGCCUAUCAUCACAACUACUGAUUCAAGAGUUUGUAGCAAGAUGUUCCAUGUUACAACUCUUUUCAGCAAAUCAGAUGAUAUGGAAAAGUUAAUCAAAACAAGUGAUGAUGAACACAUCAACCUUGAAGUAGUCAAGGCCGCAAUAAGGGAAAAAAGGAAUAGAAUUGACGAGCUGAAAAGAAGUGACAGCAAUAAAGAAGCUCUAAUUGAUGCGCAACGGGAUCUUCAGAAGGCUAAUGAGCUAGCUCUACAGCUGGAAAAGCAACAAAAAUCAGCCUUUGUAAAAAUUGGAGAAGUUGAUUUCUCCAAUGAUUUCUUUUCUUGUCCAGCAUAUCUCUCAUUUUCUAUGAAACUUCAUCUUGAAAGUUAUGCAUGUGCACUUAGUAGUGUUUACACAUUUGGACCAAUAUUUCAAGCAGAUGAGUCUCAGUCUCCAAGGCACUUGGCAGAAAUGUGGAUGGUCGAGGCUGAACUGGCUUUUGCGGAAUUAGAGGAUGUAAUGAACUGUGUGGAGGACUUGUUGAAGUUUAUUUGUCACUCAGUAUUGGAGAAUUGUUCUGAUGACAUGACAUUCAUGUCAAAAUAUAAAGACAAGGACUGCAUCAAUCGCCUUCAAUCAAUAGGGUCAAGUUCUUUUGCUAGAAUCACUUAUGCAGAAGCAGUGGAGGUUCUAAAUCAGGUAAAGGAUCAGACAUUUGAAACAAAAGUAGAUCAGGGUCUAUCAGAGGAGCAUGAGAGUUAUUUGGCGGAUAAGAUCUACAGAAGGCCAGUAAUUAUAUAUGAGCAUCCAAAAGAAGUCAAGCCAUUUUAUGUGCAUGUCAAAGAUGAUGGAAAAACGGCUUCCACUUUUGAUAUCAUUGCACCGAAGGCUGGAGUUUUGGUUAGAGGAAGCCAAAAGGAGGAGCGCAUUGAUAUGAUCAGUAAGAGGAUCGAGGAGCUUGGUCUACCUCAAGAACAGUAUGAUUGGUAUCUGGAUCUUCGAAGACAUGGCACUGUCAAACACUCAGGUUUCAGCCUUGGGUUUGAGAAGAUGAUUAUGUUUGCCACUGGGCUUGAUGACAUCAGAGACACAAUUCCAUUCCCCCGAACCCAUGGCUCUGCAAAUACAUAGACUAUUUGCUCACCUGAUGAUGGCACAAAGCACCGUACAGUAAUGAAUCAUGUAUUUAAUAAAAUAUUAUUGGCAUUGUAUUAUUCUCAAGAAAUUUGUUAUUAUAGUGGCCUCUUAUGAUGGAGACCGCAGUAUCCAUAUUGUUACUUACCAUUUUCUUCUGUACAAAAUGCAGAACGUUGGAUAUAAAGUAUUCUGA